Molecule: messenger RNA, 2232 nt
Organism: Cokeromyces recurvatus
Lineage: Eukaryota; Fungi; Mucoromycota; Mucoromycetes; Mucorales; Mucoraceae
Product: alpha subunit of ribonucleoside-diphosphate reductase
Exons: 4
Coding region: 1-2232 (743 amino acids)
Biological process (GO): DNA replication; deoxyribonucleotide biosynthetic process
Cellular component (GO): ribonucleoside-diphosphate reductase complex
Molecular function (GO): ribonucleoside-diphosphate reductase activity, thioredoxin disulfide as acceptor; ATP binding
Source: RefSeq, a predicted model, not a curated record
AUGUAUCCUGGUAUUACAACAGUUCAAUUAGAUAACUUGGCUGCAGAAAUCGCCGCUGAUAUGACAGGCAUUCAUCCUGAUUAUGCUAUCUUAGCUGCUCGUCUCUCAGUAUCUAAUCUUCAAAAGGAAACUCAUGAUAAAUUUUCCAGAGUUAUGCAAGAUUUAUAUAAUAAUGUUCAUCCCAUCACAAAGGCUCAUAAUCCCUUAAUCUCCAAAGAAUUUUUGGAUUUGGUUUUGAAACAUGCCGAUAAAAUUGAUGCCACCAUCGAUUACCAACGUGAUUUCGAUUUCAACUAUUUUGGUUUCAAGACACUUGAACAAAAUUUCCUCAUGAAGAUUGGUGAGAAGGUUGUAGAACGUCCUCAGCAUAUGAUGAUGCGUGUUGCUCUUGCCAUUCAUGGUGAAGAUUUAGAAGCUGCUUUCAAGACUUAUGAUCUUACCUCACGUAAAUUCUUUACUUUUGCUGCUACUACUCUUAUGAAUGCUGGUACUCCUAAUAAUCAACUUUCAAGCUUCUUUGAUGUCCAAAUGAAAGAAGACAGUAUUGAGGGUAUUUACGAUACUGUUGCUACCUGUGCUCGUAUCUCCAAAGCAUCUGGUUAUGUCGGUAUGAGUUUCCAAAAGAUUCGUGCUUCUGGUUCCUAUAUUGCUGGUACCAACGGUACCUCUAAUGGUAUUAUUCCCAUGUUACGUGUCUUUAAUGAUGCCGCUCGUUAUAUUACCCCUGGUGCCAAAAAGGUAAAGGGUACUUUUACGGUUUAUGUUGAACCCUGGCAUUAUGAUAUCUUUGAAUACAUUGAUCUUUCCAAGAAUAGUGGUGAAGAAAACCUUCGUGCCCGUCACCUUCUUCUUGGUCUUUGGAUCCCUGAUCUCUUUAUGAAACGUGUUGAAGAGAAUGGUGAAUGGUCUUUAAUGUGUCCUAACGAAUGCCCUGGUCUUGAUACCACUUAUGGUAAAGAAUUUGAAGAACUUUAUAUUAAAUAUGAAAAAAUGGGUAAGGCAAGAAAGACGGUUUCUGCUCAAAAGUUAUGGUUUUCCAUUUUGGAUGCUCAAAUUGAGAGUGGUAUGCCAUUCAUGUGUUAUAAGGAUGCUAUUAAUGAAAAGAGUAACCAAAAACAUAAUGGCGUUAUUUCUGGUUCUAGCCAUAAUACGAACAUUGUUCAAUACGCUAAUGGUAACGAAAUUGCUUCUACCAACAUUGCCUCUAUCGCACUUACCAAAUGUGUUGAUGCUCAUACACGUACCUUUAAUUUUGAUGUCCUUCAUGACUUGGUCAAUGCUGUUGUUAAAGAUUUGGACAAGAUGAUUGAUGUCAACCAUUAUAUCAUGGAUGAAGUAAAGGAAAGUGCCCUUAAGCAUCGUGCACUUGGUGUUGGUAUUCAAGGUUUAGCCGAUGUCUUCUUAAUGAUGCACUAUCCUUUUGACUCUCCUGAAGCACGUCAAUUAAACAAGGAUAUCUUUGAAUCCAUUUAUUUUGCUGCUCUUAAGGCAUCUAAUGAAUUAGCUCAAAAGUAUGGUCCCUAUUCUGCUUAUGAAGGUUCCCCUAUGAGUCAAGGCAUUUUACAACACGACAUGUGGGGGGUCAAGGGUUCUGAUCGUCUCGAAUGGGAUCAGCUUCGUGCUGAUAUUAAGACGCAUGGUGUUCGUAAUGCUCUUUUAGUCGCACCUAUGCCUACGACGAUGACAAGUCAAUUCUUUGGUAAUAAUGAUAGUUUUGAACCUUAUCAAUCCAUGAUCUUCACCCAUCGUUCAGUGACAGGUGAAUGCCAAGCUGUCAAUCCCCAUCUCCUCAAAGACCUUAUUGAGCGUGGUAUGUGGAGUACUCAAGUAAAGGAUAUGUUAGCUAAGGCCAAUGGUAGUGUUCAAAAGCUUCCUCUUAUUUCUGAUGACCUUAAGAAGCUCUACAAGACAGUUUGGGAAAUUUCUCAACGUGUGAUUAUCGAUAUGGCCGCUGAUCGUGCUGCCUUUAUCGAUCAAUCCCAAUCCAUGAAUUUGUUCUCUGCUGAUCCUAAUUAUAGUCGUCUUUCUUCUAUGCAUUUCUAUGCUUGGAAGAAGGGGUUAAAGACUGGUAUGCAAUUCCUUAAGACAAGUCCCCUUGAUGCUAUGAGAAUGAAUAUGGGUGAUGAAUCAAAGGAUGAUCUUGAGGAAGAAGUUGAAAAGACUGCUGACCAAUUAGCUGCUAUUGCUUGUUCUCUUGAAAAUCCUGAAGCUUGUGUUAGCUGUAGUGGAUAA